GAUCGAUAUGGGUGUGUGAGAUGGGCUCCUACGGAUCUACCCAGUGGCUAGACCGAGACGACAUUGGAUGAGAUGAAAAUGCGCCUGCACCGCAUGUUUUCAGAGGAUGGCUUUGAUGGCGUAGAAAGAGCUGAGCCACUAAUGGAAAAGACUUACAUACUGCAAUGUAGGUACCUUAAUCAGGUACCUGCACCAACCAUUGACAGGGUUAUAGAAGAAUGGCCCUUUCUGUCUUCACGAAGAUGCCUUUACUCACACUUUAAGCUGCUCACAGAUGUCUCUAUCAUCAGCAAGCUAAGAGAGGCCAUCCACAGCAAAGGCAGCACAAUUGUUAAGUUCUGCCAGGGACUCAGCCGUUAUCCGGGGAUCGCUGAAGUCCUGGCUAAUUAUGACGUUGAAGUUUCAGACAAGGCCAUGUGUGUUCUACAGCUGCUAAGGACAUACUUUAAAGAACCACAAGACGCCAUCGUGCUUGAGCCUGAACCAUCUGCCACAGCUGCCGACGUCCAAAGGAUGACCAGAUUGCCGAGCACACCUCGCUUGAUUGUCCAAGGUGAUAUGAUUAAGCCUGCAUGGUUGCUCUCCAUCGAAGGACAAGUUGUCAUGGGGCCACACGCAGACUUUAUCACUGGUAUUGCUUCGCUGUUUUCCAGUUACUACUGUUUGAAUCUUCAAUAUCCAAAAGAGUCUACAUGCACUCUUGAAUUUAUUCAAAGGUGCUUCCUGGGCAUCAACCCUGAUACAGGAUCUAAAUCCAAGAAGAAGCAGGGAGGCAUCAAUCAGCAAGUUUGUUCUCUGCUGCGCAAACUUGUGGAUUUUGAAUGGAUGGCAACAUAAUCAGAUUUUGUGUUAAAGGAGAACUCCGGUCAAUUUUAACAUUGAGCUCAUUUUUUUGUAAAUUU
Cyprinus carpio (common carp) is the source of this 902-nucleotide messenger RNA. RefSeq lists its product as uncharacterized. NCBI's taxonomy places the organism in Eukaryota, Metazoa, Chordata, Actinopteri, Cypriniformes, Cyprinidae. The record is from RefSeq and is a predicted model, not a curated record. Bases 73 to 837 code for a protein of 254 amino acids. The transcript is spliced from 4 exons.